This is a messenger RNA of Coregonus clupeaformis (lake whitefish), 501 nucleotides long. Its product is annotated as glycoprotein hormones alpha chain 2-like. Gene Ontology annotation, molecular function: follicle-stimulating hormone activity. Gene Ontology annotation, cellular component: follicle-stimulating hormone complex; extracellular region. The transcript is spliced from 4 exons. Lineage: Eukaryota; Metazoa; Chordata; Actinopteri; Salmoniformes; Salmonidae. Bases 43 to 501 code for a protein of 152 amino acids. The record is from RefSeq and is a predicted model, not a curated record. Gene Ontology annotation, biological process: positive regulation of steroid biosynthetic process; thyroid hormone generation.
CCCAGUCGAGCACAUGGGCAGAGGACAGCGGUAUAAAAGUUCAUGGAGGGAGCAGUAGGGUCUACACUGAACACCGAACAGGCUUCCACCAAGAUAAACAUACACAGGAUAUUGCCAACCAUCACUAAAAUGUGCUUGUUGAAAUCAACUGGAGUAUCCCUCAUUCUGUCCAUACUUCUAUUCAUCGCAGACUCUUAUCCAAACAGUGAGAAGACAAACAGUAAGUUUUAUUGGGCUGUGAGGAAAUGCACACUGAAGCCGAACACAAUCUUCCCCAACAUCAUGCAGUGUACAGGCUGCUGCUUCUCCAGAGCUUAUCCAACCCCACUACGGUCCAAGCAAACCAUGUUGGUCCCCAAGAACAUCACCUCUGAAGCUACAUGCUGCUUGCAAAAAGAAGGGAAAAGAGUAAGACAAUAUUUAGCUAAUAAAGUAGAAGGCUUCCCGGUGACGAACCACACAGAGUGUCACUGCAGCACCUGUUAUUACCAUAAAUCAUAA